UUUGACAUUUAUUCCAAAAUGGUGUCUGUUUUUCAUCAUUAGCAUCCAUCCAUCAGUUUGCUACGUUCCGUCAAAAUAUACGUGACCCACCAAUAUUGAAUUUACUUCAAUGCAGUUUAUCUAGCAGAUGGUAGUGUUGUGACGAACAAUGAUAAAAUGAUAAACUACGGCAAUAUGAUGCAUACCGAUCAAUUUCGGAAGGUUGAAUCGUACUCUCCGAAGUCGUCUCCUCGAGGAGCACGGUCACCAGUCGUUUCUCGACAAGAUUCGUCAGGGACAUUGAAAACGACGAUUUCGUUGGGCAAAAAUCCGUCGAUAGUUCACAGUGGACCGUUUUAUUUAAUGAAAGAGCCGCCAGUCGUUCUUGGAGAAAGUGAACUGACUGGCGCUACUAACUUAAUGAACUAUUAUGGCUUGGAACAUUCGUAUAGUAAAUUUAGUGGUAAGAAGGUCAAGGAACAGCUCUCCUCAUUCUUACCAAGUCUUCCUGGUGUUAUCGAUGGACCUGGCCAAUCGGACAACAGUUCACUGCGUAGCAUUAUCGAGAAACCACCAAUUGUUGGCAAAGAAUUGAUGCCGCUGACUAGUGUGCAAUUAGCCGGAUUUCGACUACAUCCGGGACCAUUACCUGAACAUUAUCGUUACUUAAAUACAGCACCCGCACGAAAGCAUAAAAACAAACAUAAGAAACACAAGCACAAAGACGGCACUACGCCGCAGGAGACAUCGUUGAUGGACACAAGUUUAGACACCCACGAAAAGAAACAUAAAAAGCAAAAACGACACGAAGAUGACAAAGAACGAAAAAAGCGGAAAAAAGAGAAGAAACGUAAAAAGCAACGACAUAGUCCAACCGCUCCAACUGACAAUGUUUUAGGAGUAGACUCUUUGUUUUAGAUGAAACCAUUUUUUUUGUAAAAUUCUUUUCAUCGAAAUGGAGAGAUAGGAUCGCGAGCGGGUGGCGUGGAGUGUGUAUCUGUGGGAUUACAGUGAAACGAUUUAUGCUAAUUUAUGGGAGAUUGAAUCAUUUUAGUGAAUGUUUUGUUGAAUUAAUGCGCUCCAAAUUGGCUAAGUAUUUUUUAUUUUUGUUUGACGCUCUGCUGCUAACAGUGGUGGUGGUGGUCAAUGCUGCUGUUAUACUAAACGAAUUACGAAUUUUCCAAAGUUUUCGUUUCA
Bradysia coprophila is the source of this 1176-nucleotide messenger RNA. RefSeq names its product mediator complex subunit 19 (gene MED19). Gene Ontology annotation, molecular function: transcription factor binding; transcription coregulator activity. Lineage: Eukaryota; Metazoa; Arthropoda; Insecta; Diptera; Sciaridae. Gene Ontology annotation, cellular component: mediator complex. The record is from RefSeq and is a predicted model, not a curated record. Gene Ontology annotation, biological process: positive regulation of transcription by RNA polymerase II.